CGGAUGCAAAUUGCCCCCCCACACACAACACACCCCACCUCGUUCGUUCCCCACUUCCGAAUCCAGCGCCGCCCACCGAACCCUCUGCAUCUGUUGCCCGUCGCCGGAGAACUCCAAGGCGCUCUUUCCCUUCGGCUGGCUGGCUGCCGUAAGUAUGUGCCGGAGGAGACACACACCUCAGCCUUAUUUCUUCUCUUGGCGCGGAAGCCCUAGCGUGGAUGUGGAUCGUCACUUUCCUUCUUUGCUAGCUCCGAGGUGACUGCUCAUUCUGCCUGUCGGACCUAACUGACAUGGGUUGCUCUAGUUGUUUUGGCCUUUUCACCAAACGUCGUGAGUCUCCCUCCCAGUCUCGUGACUCUGAUGGCUUCUUAUCCGAUGAUCCAUUGAUUUGUCAAGACGACUACGGUCACGAUGGCGAAGAUGCAGAUUUUCCUUUUGAAAGUGACACUAGGCCACGACGGUCUGUCAAGCGCGCUCAAGAGAUUAUAAUGUCCAGAGCUCAGAGUGGUUUUGUGUGUCGGCAAGUUCCUGUUAAGGAGACAAAUAAAGCAUUUUGCCACGAGGACGAGGAGGGUAACAAGAUGGUUAAUGAAUAUGUCCACCUGUGGAAGAUUGGGUCUGGAAGCUAUGGCAAAGUGGUUCUAUACCGGAACACUGAAGAUGGGAAGCUAUAUGCAUUAAAGGUUUUGCAUAAAUCUUACAUGAAGAAAGUACGCGUAGCACCAUCAGAGACUGCCAUGAGUGAUGUUCUUCGCGAGGUUUCCAUCAUGAAAAUGUUGGAUCAUCCAAAUAUAGUAAAUCUCAUUGAGGUGAUUGAUGACCCAGAAAUUUAUAAAUUCUACAUGGUUUUGGAAUAUGUUGAAGGAAAGAUGGUUUGCGGUAAUGGUUUAGGGGAAAUUGUUUCCAGAAAAUAUUUGCGGGAGAUUAUCUGUGGCCUCAUGUACCUCCAUUCUCAUGAUGACGAUGAUAUGCUCCGGAGAUCUCCAGGGACUCCUGUUUUCACCGCACCAGAGUGCUGCCAAGGUUUGACCUAUCAUGGCAGGGCAGCCGAUACAUGGGCCAUUGGUGUUACUCUAUACUGUAUGAUUUUGGGUCAGUAUCCAUUUCUCGGGGAUACCUUGCAGGAAACUUAUGACAAGAUAGUGAACAAUCCACUGGAAAUUCCUGAUGCCAUUAACCCCCAGCUUCUGGAUUUUCUGGAAGGACUUCUCUGUAAAGAUCCAGGAGAUCGCAUGAGCCUGCAGUCCGCGGCACAGAAUUCGUGGGUGGUUGGGGAGGAGGGGCCAGUCCCUGAAUACUGGUGCCGAUGUGGUUUCGGGCGCAGAGAAAAUCAUGUCCAAUAACAAAAAAUGCUUCUCCUGCCAGUACAGAUAAAUCUACAGAUGUGACUGUUCUCUUUUUAGGUGUGGAAAUGGCCAUCAGACAACCUUGUAAUUUGUAUUUCGUUUUCUGUUUGCGGAUGUCACGAGGAAUGAGUUUUAUUAUGAGUGUACCAACAUGGAUGGCGGUCGUUUAAUACGCUAUGCACUGUUUGAAGAUCUUGAGAAGCUAUCGUUCUCUUUUCUGGUGC
Molecule: messenger RNA, 1570 nt
Organism: Brachypodium distachyon (stiff brome)
Lineage: Eukaryota; Viridiplantae; Streptophyta; Magnoliopsida; Poales; Poaceae
Product: serine/threonine-protein kinase GRIK2-like
Biological process (GO): intracellular signal transduction; protein phosphorylation
Cellular component (GO): cytoplasm
Molecular function (GO): ATP binding; protein serine/threonine kinase activity
Source: RefSeq, a predicted model, not a curated record